GUGUAGGGAAAUGGCGGAUGUUAAAGUUGGCUACGGUUGAUCUCUGCUUUGAAAGACUUAUUUGACGUUCGUGAGCGGACGAUUCUUGCAAAGAAGAGAUGUUUUCAUGGCUUCUGCUACUCUGUCAAAUUGUUCUACCAAAGAAACCACCAAUUAUGCUCGGCUAUGUCACCUUCUCGUACAUGUUGGAUCUUGUGUUCUGAGGGAGAUCUUUGACAGGAUAUGUCCACCAGAAAACCUUCACAUAAUUCUUGCUCAUCCUUGGAACCGUGCAAAAUUACAAACGCUUAGAAAGAAGAGAGUCCUGAGUACCUCCCAGUGGCACAAACUGUAUUCUCCAAUCAAAUCUUCAGUCUCCUCAGGGAACUUUGACACAUUUGUAUUGCUUCUUCUUCUGAGGAAUAUCUUUGGUUUAACUCUCCCUACUUCAGGCCAUGAUGUCUUUCCUCCAUUAACGGACACCACUCCAGCAGCUGACAUCACUCUCAUCAAGAUCCUCAGAGACAGAGUUUAUAGCCAGGUUACCAGUGGUUCAGUAGAUGAUGCAACUUUCAGUUCCUACUGGAACCAGAUCAAAGAUACCUUUUUGGAUAUUGCAGGGCCUCCCUAUCAGGAUGCCAUCAACGAAAUUAAACUUGAAGAUAUGGAUGCCAAUCUUGAGGAAGACUAUGGAGAGCUUCUAAGAGAGUGGUUGAAGGAUGAAGACUGUAUUGCAGACAAAUUACAUGAAGAAGAAACAGUUAAAAGGGCCAGAAAAGAAGAGGACAUGGAGGAUCUUAUUAACAUUUCAGAGCAAAAUUCAGGAAUGGAAGGUGUGUGUGUAAUUUUUUUGUUGAUACCAACUGUUAAACUUACUCUCCAGUGUGAACAGUCUUUGUCAUAUGGUUCAUCAAAGGCAAAGGCUACUCUGGAGACUUAAAGAUUUU
Stylophora pistillata is the source of this 926-nucleotide messenger RNA. RefSeq lists its product as uncharacterized. Lineage: Eukaryota; Metazoa; Cnidaria; Anthozoa; Scleractinia; Pocilloporidae. The record is from RefSeq and is a predicted model, not a curated record.